Messenger RNA from Pipistrellus nathusii (Nathusius's pipistrelle), 606 nucleotides. Lineage: Eukaryota; Metazoa; Chordata; Mammalia; Chiroptera; Vespertilionidae. The record is from the annotation of a GenBank genome assembly.
AUGGCGGCGCGCGCAGCGCUCGGGGCCUUGUGCCGGCGCCUCUGGCAGGGUUCGAGGGAUUUUUCUGUAAACAGUUCUAAGAACAGUACACCCAGAAAUGGCGCCUUUCUUCUCAGUUCCAGCAUGAAGUGGGUACAGUUUUCAAACCUUCAUGUUGAUGUUCCCAAGGACUUAACCAGGCCCGUGAUAACUAUUUCUGAUGAACCAGACACAUUGUAUAAGCGCCUAUCGGUUUUAGUAAAAGGCCAUGAUAAGGCUGUGUUGGACAGCUAUGAAUAUUUUGCCGUGCUUGCUGCUAAAGAACUUGGGAUCUCUAUUGAAGUACAUGAACCUCCAAGGAAAAUAGAGCGAUUUACUCUUCUCAAAUCGGUGCAUAUUUUCAAGAAGCACAGAGUUCAGUAUGAAAUGAGAACACUUUUCAGGUGCUUUGAGCUAAAGCAUCUAACUGGAAGCACAGCAGAUGUCUACCUGGAAUACAUUCAGCGAAACUUACCUGAAGGAGUUGCCAUGGAAGUUACAAAGACAAAAUUAGAGCGGUUACCAGAACACAUCAAGGAGCCAAUCUGGGAAAAGAUGCCAGAGGAAAAGGAAGAAAGCACGUCAUAA